Messenger RNA from Colletotrichum gloeosporioides, 1461 nucleotides. RefSeq lists its product as uncharacterized. Gene Ontology annotation, molecular function: DNA binding; zinc ion binding. NCBI's taxonomy places the organism in Eukaryota, Fungi, Ascomycota, Sordariomycetes, Glomerellales, Glomerellaceae. The transcript has a single exon. The record is from RefSeq and is a predicted model, not a curated record. The coding region runs from base 1 to 1461 and encodes 486 amino acids. Gene Ontology annotation, biological process: DNA-templated transcription.
AUGUACAUCCAGGCUCUUGAGGAGCGUCUUUCCAAGAUGGAAGCAGUCCUUAAUCAAGCUGGAUUGCCUCGGCCUGGUGCGCCGCCCACCAGGGUGUCGCCAUCCGAGACUGAUGCUGCGUCCGUCUCGGUGGCUCCCGCGCCACCUGUUUUUCCAAGCGCAACUGCGGCGCCUAGUCAAGCGGGUACAUCUCGAGUAGAUGCUUUGCAAAGUUCCUUCAAUCAAAUGUCGACGGACCAUGCGAUGAUUGACGGAACCGACUCCAAUGAUUCAUCCGAUCAACCUACGCCAAAACCAGCUGCAACUCAACAUGUUCCCGACCCACCGAACCCGUUGGGACCAAAAAUGCCAGUCUUCGCAGUCAUUGCGAGCAGAAUUAAGGAAGUUAACUCCGCGUCGUAUUGUUCCACGUUCAACAGACAGGUCUUUACUCCACGUCUCGAUCGAGAAGAGGCUAUCACGAUGCUGAUGCCCCUUUAUGACGACGUGAUAAGCAACUACCCACUUCUCAACUUUCACUACUUUGUGAAUCGAUUUGAAACUGUUCCGAAUGCAGAGGAUUCGUUCAACAGUACUUCAGGCUGGGCGUAUAUGAACGCGGUCAUCGCCGUUGGGACCCGGUGGAAGACGAUCAACAGCGCGUUCCAGGAAGUAUGCCAACUGGCAUGGCCAUUUUUGAAGAAUGCUUUCUCAGUCCUCACGGAACUAAUGGUCAAAGGUGAUGAUCUUCUGUCGGUUCAGGCCAUUGUGGCAAUGGCUGUUUUCAUGCAGGGAACGACUUGCUCAAGGACGGCAGCUCUACUUUCAUCUGAUGCGGUAAGGUUAUCGCAGAACAUCGGACUUCAUAGGCAGCCCUGCACCAUGAUGUCGAUGUGUAUGCAGGAUGUGGAAGCACGCAGUCGAGUAUUCUGGGCUGCAUACAUUCUUGACAAGGAAAUGGGUCUCAAUCACGGUCUGGACUCGAUCCAAGAUGAUGAUGACAUUGAGACGGAAUUGCCGACAGGAUUAGGAGAGGGUGUGGACAUACUCAACUUGCGUGCCAAACUCGCCAUGGUAGAAUCCUCCAUCAGACGGCGACUUUACACAGCCAAAGGACUGCGACUUAACGACGAUGAUGUAGUCAAGGCCAUCAUAGAUCUUGAUGCUCUGCUCGAAGAGUGGAGGUCUAGUUUACCAGCAGAUCUCCAACCCACAUACGACUCCCCUAAAUCUGGUCAAGACUUUGCGCCGGACGUCUUGAAUCUACAACUGGCCUUUUACCGCUGCACACUUAUGGUGCACUGGGCAGCGAGGCGACACAGCCAGUUCAAGACUGUGGCCGUUCUCUUGGGAACGCCAGCAGGCUUCGAGAUGCCCUACAUCCAGCUUUCGUUCUCCCAGAAACGAUGCCGAACAGCUGCCCACGCGACCUUAGGACUGUUCAGAACGAUCUCGACACCGCAAUACUCAGAUCUCUGGUAG